AUGUCAUUGCCCCCAGGUGAAAUUAAGAUCAAGAGGAAACGCACAGAUGAACCUGUUGAGCUACUUCAUAUUCAGGAACAUAUUGGCAAAAAGCAGAAACGAACAUCAGAUUUUGUCUUCUUCCGUCAGUCUAAUGCGAUUGUGUCGCCCAGCCCUCGGACAACACAGUUUGACCACGGCCACUUUGAGACAGGCUUAAGGUCAAAAUCAACACAUGAGUUAGUUGAGAAACAAACAAGUAAUGGAUCUGGAUCAUCCGACGUCAAGACUACUCUUCUCAACUUACCUCGGCGCUUUCAUAUUUAUCACCCUGAACCUUCGUCACAGCCAGUUGGCACCUUCCUAGGAACCAACCGAAAGCGCAAGGCUGAAACUAUUUUUGUAGAGCGCAAGCCUACCGUUCAAAACAUCGGCUCUGUUCCUACAUCCGACAUAUCUCAAGCUACAACUGCACCGUCUUUUUCAUCAAAUCUCUCCGAUCCUCAAAAAAGACCUGGUCUUGCCACCCGAAGCUCUAGGUUAUCCACAAAUGCCUCUUCUCCGGCCCCACUCCGAAAUGUGCGUCUUCCGUCCGGCAAUACCAUGCCGUGGGAUGUGACAUCGAGUGAGCUUGCCGCUGAGAUGCAAGCCUACACUCUCGAUGAGAUCGGGAAAAACAUCAGCUUUUCAGAAAUUGAUCAUCGUUGGGACAAGGCUCACUCUCAUUCAGUGCUUGCGACGCCUCAGAAAGAGAAACAACCUUCGCGAUUUAAACCAAAAGCGCCGGCUCUGCGAUAUAGAGAAAGGAAACAGAAGAGCGCUGAGAUAGAAAAAACUUUAGAAACCGACAGGGUUAUUCAAUAUAUCGAGCCAAAUAUCGAUAAAGAUGGUGACUGGGUUGUAGAGACAUACCUCCGCGUACCCAUUGAAGCCAUUGAACCAACUGAUAUGGAAAAUGCUGCCAACUAUGGUUUCUUGGUGUUAGAUUCCCAGGCCGAAAUCGAGGAGUUCUACCAUGACGACACGGAUUCUGACGAGGAGGACGAAGAGGACGACGAUGAUGAAAAUGCGGAAGACCACUACACAGCCGACUAUCCUGAUGAGGAAGUCGCAUCUGAUGAUGAGUUUAAUUGUAAUGCAUAUCACUACACCCUUGAUGUUGACGAAUUUGAAAUUGAUCUGCAAAGUGACGAGGAAAGACAAGAAAAGGUACGCUAUCCAUGGAUGCGUAAAUCAUAA
This is a messenger RNA of Blumeria graminis f. sp. triticale, 1218 nucleotides long. The record is from the annotation of a GenBank genome assembly. NCBI's taxonomy places the organism in Eukaryota, Fungi, Ascomycota, Leotiomycetes, Helotiales, Erysiphaceae.